AUGAUACUAGCUCGAGGAAAGUGUGGUCUCUCCAAAAGCGUCACUCGAUACCUGGGGUUUAUGGCAGCAGCAGAUCUAACAGUGGUUUUCAUUGAUGUUCUAUUACACCGGAUCAAUAACAUGUAUUUGCCGAUUAGUUUCCUAUAUCUGACUCCUGUUUGCAUUGUAAACUUUGUCAUGUAUAUUAUAGCUGUGGACUGCUCUGUCUGGUUCACUGUUGCCUUCACUUUUGAUCGAUUUGUAACAAUUUGCUGUCAGAAGUUACAAUCGAAAUAUUGUACUGAUAAAACAGCCAAAAUGGUCAUCGUCACUGUGUUUGUGGUGAGCUGUCUGAGGAGCAUUCCAUUUUACUUUUCAGAUGAACCUGCCUUUAUCAUUGACAGCACGCCAUGGCAUUGUGUUCCUACAGCGGCCUAUCUGAAUUCCCCCUUGUGGAAGGUAUACGAAUGGGUUGACAGCAUCAUAACCCCUCUUUUGCCAUUUUUGUUAAUUCUGAUAUUCAAUGCUUUAACUGUCAAACACAUUAUUUCAGUGAAUAAAGUCCGUAUGCGUCUCCGGAGUAAAAGUGAGAAUCAGAAUGAUCCAGAGAUAAAGAAUCGGAGAAAAUCCAUGAUUUUGCUUUUCACUAUUUCAGCCAAUUUCAUACUGUUGUGGCUGACAUAUGUUGUGCAUUCGGUAAACUGGCCAGUGAUGAACUUUAAUUACACUGAUAAAUAUUACAGUAACUCGGUAUAUAUUACCCAGCAAGUCGGGUUUAUGCUGCAGCUGCUCAGUUCCAGCAGCAACACUUGCAUUUACGGACUAACGCAGAGGAAAUUCAGGGAGGAGCUGAAGAAAGGGGUGAAAUAUUUGUUCACACUGAAUGGAAAAUUAUGCAAACAACGAGUAUCUGGCAUCGACCUGGAGCAGGGUAUUUAA
This is a messenger RNA of Rhincodon typus (whale shark), 918 nucleotides long. RefSeq names its product probable G-protein coupled receptor 139. The transcript has a single exon. Gene Ontology annotation, biological process: G protein-coupled receptor signaling pathway. The record is from RefSeq and is a predicted model, not a curated record. The coding region runs from base 1 to 918 and encodes 305 amino acids. Lineage: Eukaryota; Metazoa; Chordata; Chondrichthyes; Orectolobiformes; Rhincodontidae. Gene Ontology annotation, molecular function: G protein-coupled receptor activity. Gene Ontology annotation, cellular component: membrane.